UGGCGGCGAGAAAUGGAUCCUCGCGCCGGAACACUGGUUUCUGACCCCCACUAAGUGUCCCAACCCACCACCAUCCCAACUCACGCUGGAAGCCGUGCAUAUCGUGGAAGGCAUGCCCUCAACAUUCGGCCCGGUGUUGAAACCCCAUAGCACUGUGGAUGAUAGCAGCAGCUUCAUCUAUCCGCGAAAUGGCAAGCCCGCCGCCACAUGGCCCUCCUUUGCCAUAUCUUUGUCACCUCGCCAUGACGUUAGUCGCGUGAGCUCAAUGACACCAAAAACAGCAACUCCGAAUGGGAUGUUUGUGCGACCCAACCUCGAGGCUCGGGUAUAUUAUCACGCCGUGAUUAUCGGGAAGACGGGAUGCCUUGAUAUCAUGAAGUUUCGAGUUCUAAAGUCCCUCAAACACACCGACCCCCCUGGUUCUUGACCCCCGAAGUUUUCAACAUCUUCUUCAGCCUCAUCAACAUUUCGAUAACUGCUCGCAUAUCGCCAUUCAAAAUGAAGGCUGUUCUCCCUGCGAGACUCCCACCGGCAACAUGCCGUGUACGACUUUCUACCCCGCACCUCCGCUCAUGUAGGCAACCAUCACGGUACCAGACGCGGGGGGUCGUCUCCAUGGCGUCCAUGAGCCCCAAGAAACGGGAAGGAGACAUCUCAGAUGCUUUUGCCUCCAUGUCUGGCAAGGCCCCAGAGCCUCUUCCAGAUCGUUAUCGCCAACUCAAACUCAGACUGGUCCAAGGCCAUGAGGAGGCAGUCAUCGCCAGCUGGAAGCGGCUCCUCAGCGUCCUGCAGCGUGAGAACGAGGUAAUCGCACAACGUGGUCCGUCUAUCGUGCCCGAGAUACGCUUCAGCCAUCUCGAAGAAGACCUCGCAGCCUCGAAACCAGAGCUCAAGAAACGAGGUGUAGCUGUCAUAAAAGGUGUGAUACCCGAGGAUGAAGCCAGGGCGUACAAGUACGAAAUUGAGGAAUAUGUCCGCCAAAAUCCACAUACCAAAGGCUUCCCCUCAGACCAUCCCCAAGUCCUCGAGCUGUACUGGUCCAGCACCCAAGCCCGCGCCAGAUUCCACCCCUCCCUCCUCAAGGCGCAAACCACCCUCAUGUCCUCCCUCUGGCACGCCUCUAGUCCAAGCACACCCAUCUCCCUAUCCACCCCUCUCUGCUACGCCGACCGCCUCCGCAUACGCCAACCAGGCGACGCCCAAUUCGCCCUGGGUCCCCACCAAGACGGCGGCAGCGUCGAACGUUGGGAGGAAAACGGCUAUGGCCUCGGCGGUAUCUACAACCCCAUCUUCCGCGGUGACUGGGAGAACUACGACCCCUUUGAUGCCAGCGGCAGACUGAACGCCGUGACAAACUUGUACGAUGGCCUCGGAGCGUGCAGUAUGUUCCGGACAUUUCAGGGAUGGCUCUCCAUGAGCAAGUCAGGGCCUGGAGAAGGGACAAUGCUUGUCAACCCUCUAGUGAGGGAAACAGCUGUGUACACUUUGCUAAGGCCAUUCUUCAGGGAUAUCAAGACACUAAACCAGCUUGGCGGUGACAAGAGGAGGCAUCUGGAGGUAGACAACUGGGAGUUUACUGGCGGAGAAAAGAUGACCAGUGAUUUGCAAGGUGCGUCUCCGGGACAUGGCCAGGAGUUCCCGGAGGGGUUACACCCGCAUUUGGAGCUGGAGAGGACGAUGGUGCAUGUUCCUGAGGUAAGGCCGGGGGAUUAUGUUGUUUGGCAUUGUGACACAAUCCACGCCGUUGACAAAACCCACAACGGCCACGGCGACUCAAGCGUCAUGUACAUCCCCAUCUGCCCCACCACCGAAACAAGCGCACAAUAUGUCGCCCGCCAAAGAGCCGCCUUUCUCGAGGGUACUCCGGCCCCUGACUUCCCCGGCGGUGAAGGCGAGUCCCGUCACAUCGGCCGGCCGACUGAAGAUUAUGUCAUGAGGUUUUGUGAUCCAGUGGGAGUUCAAUCACUGGGAUUAGACAAGCUGGUUGCCUUGGAGGGGGAUACCCCCGGUGGAAAGGAAGCCGUUAGAUUAGCUAACCAAGCGCUGGGAUUUAUUUGAGCUGUUAUUCUCAUCAAUAUUAAUGAAUUCAUUACCUCUUUGCC
This is a messenger RNA of Podospora bellae-mahoneyi, 2102 nucleotides long. RefSeq lists its product as uncharacterized. Bases 499 to 2058 code for a protein of 519 amino acids. The record is from RefSeq and is a predicted model, not a curated record. The transcript is spliced from 3 exons. NCBI's taxonomy places the organism in Eukaryota, Fungi, Ascomycota, Sordariomycetes, Sordariales, Podosporaceae.